Messenger RNA from Bipolaris oryzae ATCC 44560, 2313 nucleotides. RefSeq lists its product as uncharacterized. NCBI's taxonomy places the organism in Eukaryota, Fungi, Ascomycota, Dothideomycetes, Pleosporales, Pleosporaceae. The transcript is spliced from 2 exons. The coding region runs from base 1 to 2313 and encodes 770 amino acids. The record is from RefSeq and is a predicted model, not a curated record.
AUGUUCCUCUCACCUUCCAGUGCACUAAGAGUGCCAACAAAACCGAGAUACCCUGGUGAUCCGCUUCGAGCAGGCGAGAUCAGGGUAUUGUGGCUGCAGCCUGGCAGGUGGACAGACCCCAUCGUUUGCGAACUAUCUAAUGCCAAGAUCGAAGUCGUGCAAUACCGGGCACUAUCCUAUGUAUGGGGCUCACAGUUUGACCAGCGCUUCGUCCGACUCAAUGGUCGUAGCUAUCCCGUAACUUUGAAUUUGGAGAGUGCGCUGAGACACCUACGAGCAAAGUACAAAGAAGGCUUAGUCCUUUGGGUUGAUGCAUUAUGCAUUGACCAGGCGAAUGACGAAGAAAGGACUCGUCAGGUUCAACUCAUGAGGUGCAUUUAUGCGAGUUGCCAAGAAUGUCUCGUAUACCUUGGGCAGAGCCUCGAUAGCACUGUUGGAGCAUUGACUGAACCAACAUCUAUUCUAGACUUUGGGCAACAUGGCGCGUAUGUUCCUGCUCGAAGCACCUUGAAGUCAAGUCACAAGCCAGGAUUAUACGACGUAUUUGAGUUCUUCUAUAAGUUAAGUGAGUCCAAUCACUUGUAUCAAAUCUUGCCCGCUCAUGGAGGGCAGAAACAAGCAGGCAUGAAUUCCAAGAAUCACAGAAGCUAUAAGGACAGUACGGAUUUUUUCGAGGCACUGCGAAUGUUCAUGCAUGCUCCAUUUACGCCCUGGUGGCCCAGAAUAUGGGUGAUACAAGAGGUGGCACUUCCUCCCCAAGUUGUCAUCCACUACGGUACAAUUUCUGCGCCAUGGACCAUGUUCGCUAAGGCUGCAAAGACGUACCGACUUCACAGUAGUUCAUGCUGCCGUAAGUUUAUGCACAACUUGCCUCGGGAUGAGGAAACUGUCGUGCACAACAGUUUCGAGACAAUGUCAAAGGUAGAGGAUCUCCGACAGCGUUACCAUACACAUCAGCCGGAAACGGUUUACUUAGGCCUGUUGGACUUGUUAAGGCUAUUCCGAGACAGGAAGUCAUCUGACCCCAAAGACAAGGUGUUCGCUCUCCUUAGCAUGGCGGAAGUUGUGCCUGGUAGAAAACCCUUGACACCAGAUUACUCGCUGAGCGAAAAAGAAGUCUAUCUCCAAGCAACGCUGGAAUCAAUAUACUCGACCAAAUUGCUUUCAGUGUUUAGUACGGAACUGGGAAGAAAGUUCAGGAGUGACUUGCCAUCGUGGGUUCCGGAUUGGGGUGCGCCGGGAAGCCAUACAUAUCACUUAAGAGCGAAAGCGAUAAAAUACUACAACGCAUGCGGGAAAGAGGCUACACCAACUUCAAUAGUACCAAUAGGAGAUACCAAACUAGGCCUACAAGGUCUGAAAAUUAUGCGCGUGGAAGAGGUGGGCGAGAUCAUGUGGGGGGACGACCCUGCUAGCAGCCGGCACACGCUCCUACAGUGGUGUCAAAUAGGGCUACGAUACGCGAUACCGUUCUGGGAUGAGAGGCUUUCGCUGCAGACUGAGAGUAUGCAGCCAUGGCAGAGAGUUGCCCUGUUCAAUUUUUGGAGAACCAUAUGCGCCGAUGUAAUCCACGAACAUGCAACAAUGGGGGGCAUACGGAGAGUACUCGCUGAAGACAUGUCCACUUUUGAAACAUGGAUGAGACACUCGAACAUGUCACCUUUCAGCAGUGCAGAAAAUAGACAGCAAGCUAGGGUUUGGUCUAGGAAAGCGGACUUGUGGAAUCUUUUCCUCUUCAUAUGGCCGACAGUGCCGGACAAAGGCAUGCCAGGUGAACCGGACAGUUCCUAUGUUCCCAUGCACUUGGAGGAUCGCCAGGAUACAUUCCAUGUACUGCUUGAUAUGAUUUACACCAUCCUGCCGGAUUUCCUACUUGGUACGUGGCUUACCGGGAAAGAUAGUGACUGGAGAAUAAUAUACCUAAAUUUGCUUCCCGCACUCGAGCGCCAUUACGGGCCUGAUAUAGAUCUGUAUAUGGAGAGAGAAAAGAGUCGAAUUCCAAGUAUAGAGCGGUCGGUAAACAUAGCGACAUUAUCGCGACGGCUGCUCUGCGGUAAUGGGCUGGUUGGGCUGGGCCCAGCGGACAUGGCUGUUGGAGACGAACUGUUUCUUCUGCCUGGAGGAAAGACACCAUUCGUCUUACGUCCACUGGGCUAUGAUGUGAUUGAUGGGAAUGGGGAUGGGGCGAAACCGAAAGAUGGGACCGUGUGUAGGCCUAUGUACGAGAUCAUUGGCGACUGUUAUUUGGAUGGGUGGAUGGAUGGAGAUGCAAAGGUCGGCUCACGAGAAUGGGUCGACAUUGUGAUUGUAUGA